GCCAAAAAACAGAAGAGAAGUGCAAAUACAGAAAGGAGUGUUUUUAUAUUGAGAAAUUGUAUUGUAGUUUUCCACACUUAUGGGGUGCUGUAAACAUCUCCACACUUUUUGACGUUCAGAUUUAAACCCUCAUGCAUGUAUUGGGAUGUUGUGUUUUUUAGUUUUAGAAUAGUAUAUGAAUGGAAAUUUAAUUGACAAGAACAUGGCAGCUAGUAUGGAACAAGUACAUAUUCAUCCUGGUCAAUACCAUUCAACACCUUCAAAUCAAGCAUUUACACAAACUCAGCUACAUUUUAAUAUUGAUCCUGUUCAGAAUGUGGUUCAAAAUCAGUUUAAGAAGCCAAAGCCUAUUAUUAUUGAAAAGUUACUGCCUUAUCCACAGAACGACGUUGUUCCAUUGAAAACAAGCUUUGAAUCUUCAGCUGUACCUAGUGAUCGUUUAGCAUUUGCUAUGCAACUUGCCAAGAUGGACAUUAGAAAACUGAAGAAUAUGUUAGACCCACCAGAAAAAGAGACAGAAAUAAUGACUCUAUUACAAAACUCGCUGAAAAAGAAAACAGAUAAAACUGACUCACCAAAGAAGACUAAGAGAACCAGCAAGACCAGAGAAGAAUCAAAACAAAAGGUUGUGCUUCAUGUAUAUCCAGAAAAUCCUGUUCCUCAUCAAAAAGCAAAUGUUAGAAAACACGUAGAUCAUAAAGAGGAAAACGUAAACAAAUCUUAUAAUGAAGAUAACCUGAUUGCUAAAGAGAACAGAGAAAUGUAUCGCCUGCAGCGGGAUCUGUUAAAUUAUUCUUCAAAACUGAAUCAAGUUGUUCGAGGCUUGGGGAAAGGAAAAGAUGUGAACACUUUGAAAACAACACAUGAUGAUCCAAGUGCAGAAAGAGAAAGAAAACUUGUUCGUGCUGAAGAACAGAAAGUCAGAUCAGCAAGAAUGUUGUAUAUGCUGCAACAUAAAGUUCAAAAUGUGGAAAAAGAAUUUGGUAGACAGAAGAUUUUAGUAAGACCCACUAAAAAGAGUCAAUAUCAAAGUAGCCUUGCAGCAGCUCAUCGGGCUGCAGUAAGGGCACUUCAAAUGUUUGUAAACAAUGCAACUUUACACUACGACACAUCUGGCAUUUUACCUUCUGCAUACAAAGAGCUUGGGUUGCUUAUUCAACAGUUAACGUUAUUAUCAAGUAAUAUUAAAAGUGGAGAUGCAAGACAGAGUGGAAUAUCAUUGAAUGUUGUUGAGGACUUGUUAAACUCCUUGAAAAAUGCAACUGAAAAGAAGCCGCCAUUGAAAUCUUCGAAAGAAUUAAAGAGUACUAAAACCAACAAACAGGCAAACCAAUCAAAUUUGGCAUACCUUGAUAAGCAUAUGGAUUGGCUAAAAAAGAAAGCAGAUGAUUUGAACAUGAAAUCAUUUCAAAAUGGAGACAAUACGACCCCUGAAAGACUGGCAACAUUGGAGCAUGCUAUCAGAGCCAUCGAUGAUGUAGACUUCAGACUAUCAAAGAAUGUUAUCAAGAAGUCUACUGACAAUGUCAAGAAGAAGCCAAAAUCAUCUGUGCUGUUUGCACCAGGAUUACAGAAAAGGAGAUUAAAACAAGUGACACGUCCAUACCACCCACAACUACCAUCAAAUAGGAAUUUUGCUUCACCCACAGUUAUCUCUCGUAUACGUAAGAAGCCGCCAGUGGAAAGAAAGUCCAAAUCACCACCGAUUACACCAAAGAAAAAUUUUCAUACACAAAUGUCAACACCAAGACAAAGAGAUGAGGAUAUUAUCGACCAGGCAAGAUCUCCAAACUCUCCUUUAAAAGUAGGCUCUCCUCCACAGGGGUCACCUCGAUACUACAACUCUCCCCCGCCGACUUCUCCAUUAUCUUCAGAAAGCCAUCACCCAUCACAUUCAUUCAUGGAAAAAGAAAUAAGAAGACAGAACUGGUUGGACAGACUGCACGACUAUCAGGCACAAAAGUUAAUGCAGAUGGACAAAGCCCAUGCGAAAGAAUUUGGCAAGAUACGAAAGCACUACGGUACUUCUCAACAGUUGUUGAAAACUGCUGAAGAAGAAAUCAAGAGUAAAUUGAAACCGUUGUUAGAAAAGGCUGAGGUUAUUGCUGAAGAAGAAGCAAAGCGAACGGCAGAAUAUGAAACUUCUGUUAAAAGAAGGUUGGCUGAUGUUGCUUCACAAAAGGCUUUAUCGGAGGGUGAGAGGCUUGCGGAAUACAUAAUGGAGGAUUUAAUCAAAGAAGCAGCUGUAGAAUUUCAGAACAUCGAGAUUGAAAAUCAAAAAGAAAUCGAUGCUGCUUAUCACUUCGAUCGACCAACUCUCGAACAAAUCACGCAAAGACUUGAUACUUUUGAGAUGGAAGAAGAAAAGAUUCGACGUCACUGGCAAACAGUAAAAUAUUCUGAUACAACAACUCACCAAUCGAGUUCGUAUACAGGACAAAACAACGAAGUUCAAGCAAAACCUUUCAUGUUUACAGCAGUACCAGCAAAUAAAAAGAAACCACUACCAGAAUUACCAUCAAACGAUAAUCCAGCCGAUGUUAAUAUCUUCCACAUUCCAAGUGCGAUGGUUGAGUCUAUCCUCUCGCAUCAAGAAAAAUACGAAAUUUGGCUGGAAAAAAAUUCACACCAAACAGGAACUUUUAACCCUCAAAAACUACUAGAAGAGGUAAGCGAGGAUAUACUUUGUGAAUUAUUGGCGGAUGUUUCGGACGAAUUACAAGGUCACUGUAACAAAUAUGUUGAUGAAAUUUACGAAAAAGAAUUUCUUCACAACACCAGUUGAUAGUUUUGUUAGAAAUAAAUUUGUAAUGUGUUUAGAAUUGUAUAUUUUAUAUUUUUAAUAAAUUUCUUUUCUAUUUAA
Hydractinia symbiolongicarpus is the source of this 2863-nucleotide messenger RNA. Its product is annotated as protein moonraker-like. The record is from RefSeq and is a predicted model, not a curated record. The transcript has 20 exons. Lineage: Eukaryota; Metazoa; Cnidaria; Hydrozoa; Anthoathecata; Hydractiniidae. Gene Ontology annotation, cellular component: centriolar satellite. Gene Ontology annotation, biological process: centriole replication; protein localization to centrosome. Bases 176 to 2785 code for a protein of 869 amino acids.